AUGGCGCACAUUAAGAACCUGGUGGCGUCGCUCCUGCGUGCCGUCGCCCUCGCGCUCCUGCUCACGUCGUCGUUCUGCGCCGCCCAGCCGAUCAAGACCACGCCCACGCUCUGGAGCUUCCAUCUUCCACUGCCCAACGGCGUCACCGGCGCCGAGAGCCUCGCCUUCGACCGCCGGGGCCAGGGGCCCUACGCCGGCGUCUCCGACGGCCGCGUCCUCAAGUGGGGCGGCAGCGCCCUCGGCUGGACCACGUUCGCUUACAGCCCCAACUACCGGAAGAUCCCGCUGUGCACGGCGUCCGUGGUGCCGUCGGAGGAGACGGAGAGCAUCUGCGGCCGCCCGCUGGGGCUCCAGUUCUUCGCCAAGACCGGCGAUCUCUACAUCGCCGACGCGUACCACGGGCUGAUGAAGGUCGGGCCCGACGGCGGCGAGGCGGAGGUGCUGGCCACCCAGGCCGACGACGGCGUAACGUUCCACUUCGUCAACGGGUUGGACGUCGAUCAGGCCACCGGCGACGUCUACUUCACCGACAGCAGCACCACCUACCCGCGCCGGUUCAACACAGAGAUCAUGAUGAACGCCGACGCGACGGGGCGGCUGCUCAAGUACGACGCGCGGACGAAGCAGGUCACCGUGCUUAAGGCCGGCCUGCCGUACCCGAACGGCGUGGCGGUGAGCAACGACAGGACGCACGUGGUGGUGGCGCACACGGUGCCGUGCCAGACGUUCCGGUACUGGCUCAAGGGCCCCAAGGCAGGGCAGUACGAGCUCAUGGCGGACCUGCCGGGGUACCCGGACAACGUGAGGCGCGACGCGAAGGGAGGCUACUGGGUGGCGCUCAACCAGGAGAAGGCGCGGCUCGACGUAGCGGCAUCGGCGGCUCCUGUGAAGCACCUGGUGGGCGUCCGGCUCAGCGUGGACGGCGUGGAGGUGGAGGAGCUCACGGCGGCCAAGGGUGUCACGCUCAGUGACGUCGCAGAGAAGGAUGGUCAGCUGUGGCUAGGGUCGGUGGAGCUCGACUACGUUGGACUAGUUCGUUAGAUAAGGCUUGAGUUGCAUAUAGUAGGUACUCCGUAGGUAGAUAGGACUAGCUUCAUAUAUGAUUUUUUAUUUAUGG
Molecule: messenger RNA, 1117 nt
Organism: Setaria italica (foxtail millet)
Lineage: Eukaryota; Viridiplantae; Streptophyta; Magnoliopsida; Poales; Poaceae
Product: protein STRICTOSIDINE SYNTHASE-LIKE 10
Exons: 1
Coding region: 1-1041 (346 amino acids)
Biological process (GO): biosynthetic process
Molecular function (GO): strictosidine synthase activity
Source: RefSeq, a predicted model, not a curated record